Messenger RNA from Lactuca virosa, 483 nucleotides. Lineage: Eukaryota; Viridiplantae; Streptophyta; Magnoliopsida; Asterales; Asteraceae. The record is from the annotation of a GenBank genome assembly.
AUGUCCGGAGACAACAGCUCAACCAAUGAUAGCCACCUAUCCGAGCUUAUCAACCUUCUCAAAAAUGGCCUGAAUACUCCAGCUCAAAACACCAAACAAAACCUGUCCGAUAAUCUCAAAAUCUCCAUCUCCUUGAACAACCAGAAUUAUGCAUUAUGGGCUCGCAUGAUUCGAGUGGCAAUUGGAGGGAAAUCAAAAUCCUUAUUGAAUCAUUUAUCAAGUAAUCCUCCAGAAGCAACAAAUGAAAGGUAUGAGCAAUGGGAGCAAAAUGACUUAGUUGUUUUCUCAUGGCUCAUACAGAACAUUGAACCAAGUCUUGCCAGCAACCUUACUGAAUUUCCCACAGCAAAAACGUUAUGGGAUGCUCUUGUGGUCACAUACAGCAGUGGUAAAGAUAAGUUACAACUGUUUGAUCUUCAUGUCAAAGCCAAUGAAAUCAAACAGAGAGGCAUACCCCUUGAAGACCUGUGGAUCGUUUUAUAG